CAGAAUGUCAACCUCAGCAAGUAGUAAAGGUGAAACUUCUGGAGGUAAUGCAUCCGAUGACAGCAAGAAACGCUCUAGUCCAAUGGACGAAGAAGGAGAAGAUGCAGACAAAAGAAAAGGCAACAAAAGAAAAAGGGCAAGGGUUGAAAGUAAAGAAGUAGAGGAAACAGCAAUUAAAAUCUCUGAUGAUGAAGAAGAAGCCGCCUCUGAUGCUGAUAAGAAGGAUAAAGCAGUUAAAGUAGAGGUUAAAGAUGAAGUUGACAGUGAUGAGGACCCUACUAGCAGUCUGAAAUGUGAUCCCACAGGUUUGGAAGGGGCUGCAUUUCAGAGUCGGAUGCCAUUUGACAAGAUGACAUCACAAGAGGCUGCAUGCUUUCCGGAUAUCUUACAGGGACCACCACAGACACAGAAAGUCUUCCUUUAUAUCAGAAAUAGACUGUUACAAAUCUGGCUAGACAAUCCAAAACAGCAAGUGACAUUUGAGAAUGCUCUGCCUCAAAUAGAAGAGCCUUUUAAUAGUGAUGGGCCUUUGGUGAUGAGGAUCCAUUCAUACCUUGAAAGAUUUGGUUUCAUCAACUUUGGAGUAUUUAAAAGAUUAAAACCUUUUCCAGCAAAGAAACAUGGCCGGGUGAUCAUUAUUGGUGCUGGAAUAGCUGGUCUCUUUGCCGCUAGACAACUUAUGCAGUUUGGCAUGGAUUGUGUCAUUGUGGAAGCUAGGGAUAGAGUUGGAGGACGGAUAGCUACAUUCAGGAAGGGAAAUUAUGUUGCUGAUCUUGGAGCAAUGGUUGUAACUGGACUAGGUGGUAAUCCAAUGACCAUCAUCAGUCGUCAGGUGAACAUGGAGCUUCAUAAGAUCAAACAGAAGUGUCCUCUAUUUGAGAACAAUGGUGCAACGGUACCGAAGGAGAAAGAUGAGAUGGUAGAGAGAGAAUUUAACAGAUUAUUAGAGGCCACCUCAUACCUUUCUCAUCAGAUGGACUUUAACUAUGUCAAUGGUAAACCUGCUUCACUAGGCUGUGCUCUAGAGGCUGUUAUAAAGCUACAGGAAAAACAUGUAAAAGAGAAGCAGAUUGAGCAUCAGAAAAAUAUCAUAGAACUUCAAGAAAAACUCAAGAAAAAUCUCAACCAGUGUUUGGUGUUAAAGGAUAGAAUAGAGGAGCUACACAAACAAUGGAAAGAGGCGUCAGAAGUUAAACCACCUAGAGAUAUUACCGCAGAAUUCCUCAUCAAGAGUAAAUUAAGAGAUCUCAAAGUAGCUGGCAAGGAGUAUGAUCAGUUGAUAGAACAACAAAAAGAGAUAGAAGAGAAAAUAGCUGAUCUUGAAGCCAACCCACCAAGUGAUGUUUACCUGUCAUCACGAGACAGACAGAUUCUAGAUUGGCAUUUUGCUAACCUGGAGUUUGCCAAUGCCACACCGUUAUCUCUUCUCUCAUUGAAACAUUGGGACCAAGAUGAUGAUUUUGAGUUUUCAGGCAGUCAUCUUACAGUACGGAAUGGUUACUCUUGUGUGCCAGUAGCAUUAUCCGAGGGAUUAGAUAUAAAGUUAAAUACAGCAGUCAGACAAAUCAGAUGUACUACUACAGGUGUUGAGAUACUCACUAGUAAUGCGAAGAACAACAGCAAUCAACAGACAUUAAAAGGUGAUGCAGUGUUGUGCACGUUACCUCUAGGCGUGAUGAAGGAGAGCGUACGUGGAAGCGGUACAAAUAGUGUACAGUUUAUGCCUCCAUUACCCGACUGGAAGGCAGCUGCAAUACAGAGAAUGGGUUUUGGCAAUCUUAAUAAAGUAGUGCUUUGUUUUGACCGGAUAUUCUGGGACCCAAAUGCCAACUUGUUUGGUCAUGUUGGUAGUACAACAGCAAGUCGUGGGGAGUUGUUUCUUUUCUGGAACUUGUACAAGGCACCAGUACUACUGGCUUUAGUUGCCGGUGAGGCCGCAGCUAUUAUGGAGAAUGUUAGUGAUGAUGUAAUAGUGGGUAGAUCUAUUGCAGUAUUAAAAGGCAUCUUUGGCAACAAUGCUGUUCCUCAGCCAAAGGAAACCCUGGUUACAAGAUGGAGAGCUGAUCCAUUUGCCCGAGGAUCUUAUUCGUUUGUUGCGGCAGGCUCGUCAGGGAAUGACUAUGACCUGAUGGCGACACCCAUAUCCCCACAGCAAGGUGCCAUGCCCAGGUUGUUCUUCGCCGGGGAGCAUACAAUACGUAACUACCCCGCAACAGUACACGGUGCCAUGUUGAGUGGAUUGAGAGAAUCUGGGAGAAUUGCCGACCAGUUCCUCGGGGCUCCGUACGCACUUCCAAAUAGACAACCAUCACAAACAGUCUGAUCAUGAACAAUAACAAUUUGUGAAUAAUUGAUAUUGUGCUCAAAAUUGUGCUCCGAUUGGUUCAUUUGGACCAAGUCACGUGGUUACUGUACAUACCUAAACAAUAAAGAUAUUGCGGAGGCAGUUUACAUGUAUAAGCAUCCAGUUCGGAGUUUUGUAUGUUGUUACCAGCUCUUUUUGUUUAAGUUUGUACAGGACAUAAGUAUGCCUACCAUAUUUGUUGUGUUAUUGGAGACGAAGCACACUAUGUGUUUUGGUAGGAUUCUCUUUGCAGUUCUGGUUGCUUCUGUUUAAAUAACAAGAUCUGAAAAGUGAUGACUUAUGUUACAUGAAGCUCUGUUCAGCAAACACUGCACUGCCCAAUACCUUGAUAGUGUUCAUUUUUUGAGACAAUGCCAUAUUUUUUUUUAUUUUUUUGUUAUGAAUUCAAACAUUCAUGUCAGAACACAGCACGACUUCUUGAUUUUUGUGCUUUUUUAGCUCGACUUUUCUAUGAAAAGGGGAGCUAUCCUACUCGCCCCGGCGUCGGCGUUGGCGUCACACCUUGGUUAAGUUUUUCGUACCACCCCACUUUAUUUCAGAAGUAUUACAAGUAUGGCUUUGAAACUUACCAUACUUGUUCACCAUCAUAACCUCCAUCUACAGACAAGAGUACAUAACUCUGUCAAGGUUUUUGACAGAAUUAUGGCCCUUUUUUGACUUAGAAAGUGUAUUGAGCUUGGUUAAGUUUUUUGUACCACCUCACUUUAUUUCAAAACCAUUGGAGGUAUUGCUUUGAAACUGACCAUACUUGUUUACCAUCACGACCUUCAUCAACAGACAAGAGGACAUAACUCUGUCAAGGUUUUUGACAGAAUUAUGCCCCUUUUUGACUUAGAAAAUACAUUGAAUAUGGGUAAAAUCCACUUAUUGCCUUAACCCUUUGAGAUAUUGCUUUGAAACUUUUAAUGCUAUUUCACAUCAUUACCCCCAUCUGUACGCAAGAGAAGGUAACUCUGUCAAGGAUUUGUUUUAAAAAUUAAGGCCUUUUAUCGACUUAGAAUCUUGGUUAAGUUUUUAGUACCAGUCCACUUUUUGACUGAACUGUUUGAGAUAUUAAUUUGAAAGUUGGAAUACUUGUUUACAAUCAUGAUUCCUAAACAUGUCCAGGAGAAGGUAAUUCUGUCAAAGAUUUUAUUUGAAUUAUGGCCCUUAACUGUCAAUGUUUUGUAUUAUAGGCAAGCACUAAAAAACUUAAAAAAUCUAAAAAAAUUCAUUCCUAUCCACUUGUUCACUUUACCAUAAAUUAUGUCAUAAUAAAAUAAUUCUUCACUAAAUAUCUUAAUGCUCAUGGCCAUUGUUCACUUUAAAAAUACAGAGAUUCUUGUAUUGCCUUUUACUGCAAAAACUUUUUUUAUUGGCAAGCAAUAAAAAAGUCGAGCGCACUGUCUUACGGACAGCUCUUGUUUCAUUUUUCAUAUGCUUAAGUUUUACAUUAUACAUAAACAUCCUGCUUUUGGUCAACAGAAAUACCUUACUAUCAUAGGACUUGUAAUUAUCAUUUUUCUUUUAAACUGUCAUGUUUCUGUACCAAGUGCAAAUUCCAUCAAAAUCUGUUACUGUUAGAUAUUUGUCAUGUUAAAGGUAUUCCUUAUCGAUUAAAUUUUGUCCUUUGAAAGAAAGGAAAUCCUGUA
Molecule: messenger RNA, 3996 nt
Organism: Ruditapes philippinarum (Manila clam)
Lineage: Eukaryota; Metazoa; Mollusca; Bivalvia; Venerida; Veneridae
Product: lysine-specific histone demethylase 1A-like
Exons: 18
Coding region: 5-2323 (772 amino acids)
Biological process (GO): regulation of DNA-templated transcription
Cellular component (GO): nucleus
Molecular function (GO): oxidoreductase activity; protein binding; flavin adenine dinucleotide binding
Source: RefSeq, a predicted model, not a curated record